Messenger RNA from Ooceraea biroi (clonal raider ant), 4949 nucleotides. RefSeq names its product F-BAR and double SH3 domains protein 2. Gene Ontology annotation, biological process: regulation of actin filament polymerization; neuromuscular synaptic transmission. Lineage: Eukaryota; Metazoa; Arthropoda; Insecta; Hymenoptera; Formicidae. The record is from RefSeq and is a predicted model, not a curated record. Gene Ontology annotation, cellular component: neuromuscular junction; recycling endosome. Gene Ontology annotation, molecular function: protein binding.
UGAAUGGAGAAUCGUCUUGAGAAUAUCUCGGGUUUUAUCUAGUUUAUCUCAGAAAUUUCAUCUACUCGACAAGUCGUGAUUUUCUAAAUCGUUAAUCACAAUGAUUAAAAUCGCCACGAGGACUUGCGAUCAAUCCCCACCAUCAGGUUCCCCAUUCCCCCCUUUUUUUUCGAGGCUUAGUAGGUCGGCGGAAAGGAAGUCGACCCGGGGGUGGCGCAGGCGCUAUCAAAGAAGGGGGUGAUCAAUAAGCGGCGAAACUACCCCCGGCGGCGGCCUCAGGAGGGCAGGAGAUCAGUAGCGUACGGACGCGCGAGUAGUGCACAACGAGGGUGCGUGCGUUCGUGCGUGCGUGGGGUGUGUGCGCAUAAAGGGUGAGUCGCGAGUGAGCGAGGGCGAGCGAGAGCAAAACCGCCCCUCCUCCUCCUCCUCCUCUACCCCCGCUGUGCUGCGGGAAAAACUCGCCUCAGCAUGCAACCACCACCGAGAAAAGUAAACUACGCAAAGUCUCUAAAAAAUGUACACGCGGAGCAGGCGGCGAAAUUGCAAGCGAAGAAUCAGCACGAAUGCGAUCUUCUGGAAGACGUACGCAAUUUUACGAUAAAAAAGUCCGCCAUUGAAAAGUCCUACUCAGAGGCGCUGCUUAAAAUAUCGUCUGCAUAUUUGAACAAGAAGAUACCAAACAUACCGGAUCUCAAAGUCGACGGGGCGGAAGAGAAAUGGAACAUGUGGAACGUGUGGCGAACCGUGCUGGAGGAAAACGAGAAACUGGCACGCGCGCGUCUUGCUGCCGUCGAGGUCUUCCAGCAGCAGAUCGCCGAUGAUGCCAAGAGCCUCAGGAUGCACAAAUUACAAAUCUCCAAAAAGGCAAUCGACCAAUUACUCAUAAUACACAAGGAGCUGCAAAUUUGCGUGCAAGAUGUCGACAAGACGAAGAAAUUGUACUUUGACGAGGAACAUAGCGCGCACGAUGUGCGCGAUAAGGCAAAGGAUAUCGAAGAAAAAUUGAAGAAGAAGAAAGGCUCCUUCUUCCAGUCGAUAACGUCGUUGCAGAAAAAUAGCGCCAAGGUGAGCUCGAAGAGAGACGCCUUGGAGGAGAAAUCAACCGGAGCACGCAAUGAUUAUAUAUUGAGCCUCGCCGCUGCCAAUGCUCAUCAGAACCAAUACUUUGCAGUCGACUUACAGAACAUCAUGAAGAUCCUGGAGAACGGGGUUUAUGAGAAAGUCGCGGAAUACUUGACGCUGAUGGGACGCACGGAACUACUCACUUGUCUGGCCAUGCAGAAUAGCUUUGGCAAGAUUCGCGAUCAGGCUCAGCAGCUUACUAGAGAGUACAACAUUCAAUGUUGUUGCAUACAUUAUCCCGUUUUGAAGCAACACAUUCAAUACAAAUUCGAGCCCUGCGAUAGCGAUCCCGUCGAUAGGAUAACCGCCGAUCAUUCAGCGGCGACGACGUUGGGCAAGGAAGCGCGUCGUUGGUCGACGAAACGCGCCCGUGAGAUCAGCAGUGCCCGCGAGAACAAGCGGAAGCUGCAGGUGCUGCAGCAACUUAGGGAUGCUGGCCAAAAGACUGAUCCGAAUGAUCCUAAUGGUCCAGAUUUGGAUACCAAGAUCGACGAGUUAAGUCACGCCGUUCGACGAGCGGAGACAGCAAAACUGAAGGCCGAAGCGAGGAUAGAAUGUCUUCGACAGGGUGGAGUGAACGUGGACGAGUUUCUGCAAGAGGCUGAAACGCUCAGUGUUCAGGAUAUGCCGCGUUCAGCCAGUUCCCUCUCCGUUCGGACGGAUGCAUCUGGUGCAGCGGAGCAUCCGUCAUCAGACUCUUUCUACGACAGCGAUGGUGACGGCGCGAGUGACCUGACGACCGUCGAACAGCCGGGGAAGACCGUGUCCCAGCAGGAAGAGGAAGCCGAAGACAGGCAGAGACACGACAGCGCGGAAGUCGAUGCAUUGCUGGAGCAGGAGAAGCAACGAAUAGAGGAGUUGACAGCAGGUUGGGACGAUCCUACGGCGGUCGAUUGGGACAACGAGGAGAAGGACGAUCAUGAAAUUAUGCGCGGGACACCGGAGAUGCCUUCUAACCAACCCAUUUACAAAUGCACCGCCCUUUACUCGUACACGGCGCAAAAUCCCGACGAGCUUUCCAUCGUGGAGAGCGAACAGCUGGACGUGGUAGGAGAAGGCGAUGGUGAUGGAUGGCUGAAAGCGAGAAACUAUCGAGGAGAGGAGGGUUUUGUACCGCAAAACUAUCUCGAUGUGGAGAGGGAACCAGAGCCGAGCACCGGCGGGCUAAUUUCGCAGGGCCCGAGCCUGGUCCAGCAGAUCUCCUUUUCAUCCGUCGAUUACACCAUCGACGAUCACGAUGCCGUCGAUCCUGACGCCACGUUGGAAAGUGCUGCACCGGAAACCAUUGUACAAAAUCAUAUUGGGGAGGUAGAGCAAUAUUGCAUCGCGCUCUACGACUACGACGCAACGUGCGACGAAGAGCUGAGCUUUCUGGAGGGCGAUAUCGUUAAGGUGUUGAAGAAAGAACCGCACGACGUGGACGAUGGCUGGUGGGAGGGUGAAUUGAGAGACCAGCGGGGUCUCUUUCCUUCUCUUGUCGUGGAACCUUGCGGACCAGACGGGUCUCCUUUGACUCCACAGGACGACAUGACACCGCCGAGUUCCGCGCCACCAGUUUUCACUCCACCAGAAGUUUCACCGGAAUUUUUACUGGACGAUGAAUCCGCUGAAAUCGAUGAAUCGCAAGAAGGCAAGCCAGUAGUGAACGGGAUUUUCGUGAUAAAUCUGUCGAAAAACCAAAAGGAGCACUAUGGCUCACAGUUUGACGAGGACAAGUUAGAAGGACCGGAUAUAUUAGUCGUGGAGGUAUCAGACGAAUCGGGCGAUAAGGAAAAACUCGAAGAUCCGAAACCCGUUGAAGACUCCACCGAAAAGGAUGACGUUGGUCUUGGUGUAGCACAGAUCGUCAUCACGGCCGCGACACCGAUGGAGGAGGUCGAACAUCCGUUCCCCGGACUGGAGGAGACCUCGGGGGACUCAUCGAAACCCACCGAGACUGUCGAGGCGGACGUCGCCGAAACCGAUCCCGAGGCUGAUCCUUUGAGCGCGGCUUCGGAUGCAAACGAGAGCGAGUGUAAAGAGGAAGAAACGACCGUCAUUUUGGAUGAGAAGGAGGAGGAAGAGGCUGAAGAGAAAUCGACGAUCGACGAACUUCCGGCGGACUCGGCGCCGUUCCCGAUCAGCAGCAGUUCCGGGAGCGAAGGAGAUUCGACUUCUGGCCCCAGCACCAAUGGGAAUUCCCAAUCGAGGGGAACAGUGGUGGAAGUGACGGAGGAGGUCCCAGAGGUCAUGGAAGAGGAACAAGUGCCGCCGGCAGGAAAGAUGCUGGUGGGAGGGAGAGCCAGCAUCCCGGACGAGUUGCAGCCGGAUCAGUUGGAAAAAUUGCAGACGCUCAAGGAAUCGAACGCCUAGGGCUGACUGGACCCCGGGGCGCACAAAGGCAAAAUUACUCUGCCCGACGGUCACCCCGACAAUUUUCGACAUCUGCUGGACUUUUGGCGAUCGCCCGAAGCGCAUAAAGACUACUUUGAACGAGAUUCCGAGCAGUGCCGCGAGGAUGAUGAGAAGGAUGAGCGUUCGGGAGCUCGAUUGUAGCUCGACUGUUGUUAGGAUAAUGGACGUUAAUAGAUUGACAAGUGGAACAGACAAGUGGGUUGCCUAGAUGAUCAUGCGCGGUUGCACAAACACACCAAAAACCAUCAAGUAGAUUCUCGCUUCGCGCUAAAGCACAAGGAGAAGGUAGACGUUAUACUUUUAAUCGAACUUAGCAAGCUUAAAGAUCAUUAUCACGUUAAUAUAGAGCGUAGGGAUCUAACUCGUCUUGACGAAAUCAGUAACGCCGAAUUUCACCGUUCGCGGAACAUGACACGGAGGAACAUUCUCUCGUGCUCGAGACUCGAGCAGAUUUCAGCAGGCUGAUAAGUUCCCGUUUUUUUUUUUUUUUUUCGAAAAGUAAACUCGCAAACCAUCGAUGAUCGUGACACGUAUGUCCGUACGUCGAACGUGUUCGAGAGUCCGAAAGCUCUAAAGGAUUAUUUUCGUGCGUUCACGACGUCGGGAUAAGCAGUCUGAUCUAUCUGAUCUCACCGAAAUCGCGUUCGUAAGCACCAAGCCAUUUUCAAGCGCAAUCUCGGUAUCGAAUUUCGAGAAACCGUGAAGCUAACUUUUUGUCGCCUUUAAUCCCUUAGAAUCGAUUGCUGGUCGAAUGCGAUGCGUUGGACAAGUUUGUUCAUGGAUUCCCGAAAACGCAUUUAGACAAAUUAUUUCGAAUUUCACCACCGCAAAGACAGCCUGUAGUAAAAAUCUUGACCAUAGCCACUCUCAUAAUCAGACCGUGAUCGAUACGAUGUGAUUAUUAGAGAAAAAUAAAAGAGAUGGAUUUACUUUGACGAAAUCGAUACAGAUUACUAUGUUGAUCUAUUAACGUUGCCGGGCGAAUCAAUCGACAGACAAAAGACUCGAGUCGGACUCGAUAGUGAUUCGAUAAGAGUCGGUAAGGGAUAGGAUCAAGAUCAGGACAGUCGCAACAGGUGUAGAGAAACACUAACGCUAUAUAUAUAUAUACAACAUCAGCAAGACUUUACGCAAAGCUUUAUACAAGGUCAUCGAGAUUUCUAUGUUGACCCAUCGAGUUUAAAACGUUUAAGGAAUUAGAACUGUCCCACUUUGGGAUAACACGUUUGAAACGGGUUGGGCAAGAAUCUCGAAAAUACAAGUUUCGAUUGAACGAAACUGCGGAGCAAAGAUCUUCCAUAUAGGAAAUGUACAGUGACACGAGCUAAUGGAAAGAAUUGUCGAUACCGUGCACCACAAAGAACGUAACGAUACCUGCACGCAAUCGUUGGUGUACAUUUCAAGGGAAUUACACUGGUGUUGCAUGUAAAAAA